GGCCUUCUGGGGGCUGCGCCUGCGCGGCUCGUUCCGGCCCGGGACUGGUGAGAAGCAGCGGUUUAGGGUGCCGAAGUGCCGCCGCAGUGCGGUCGCUUUUCCUGGUUGGGUGCGGGAUGCUGCUUCUGGCGUUGGGCGGCCCGUGGGCGGCCGGACUGCGGCUCGGCGGGAAGAGGACAGCAACGUGGGCCUCCACCGCGCUCCGAGGCCCCAGGGCGGUCGUCUCGAGGGCGGCCUCCUGCAGAGGCUCCUCAGGGCGCGUCGGGGGCACGGGGCUGUCGGCUGCCACGCCUGUUCUGCGUCGGGUGCGAGCCCAGAUACCUGUUUGUUGGGAAAGAGGUGUUCGAUGUUCACAUACACAGCUUGACAAAUCAGAAGAUGGAAGGCUGAUUUAUACUGGGAAUUUGGCCCGAACAGUAUUUGGUGUGAAGUGUUUUUCUUACUCUACAAGUCUGAUCAGCCUUGCGUUUCUACCAUACAUAUUUGCACAAAAUAAUGUUAUAUUUGGAAGUCUGCCUUUGCAAAUCUUAUUUUAUGGCACCAUAGGAAGCUUUACAGUGAUCACUCCAGCACUGCUUCACUUUCUUACAAAAGGCUAUGUCAUUCGCUUGUACCAUGAGGCCAGAACAGACACUUACAAAGCCAUUACUUACAGUGUUGUACUUUCAGAAAAAAGUACAGUAUUUCACCAGAAUGAUGUGAAGAUUCCAAACAGCACGCAUGUGUUUACUACGUUUUAUGCUAAAACAAAAUCAUUGUUAGUUAAUCCAGCACUCUUUCCAAACCCUGAAGACUAUGACCAUUUAAUGGGUUAUGACAAACCAUUCACUUUUGAUCUGGAAGAAGCCAGUGAAAAGAAACAGCUUAAAGAAGAGAAAUAAGUCUGCUUUUUGUCAAGCCACAUGGCAUGUGGGAUUUUAGUUCUGCUACCAGGGAUCGAACCGAUGCCCCCUGCAUUGGAAGGGUGAAGUCUUAACCACUGGACUGCUGGAAAAGUCCUGAGUUUGUUAUUUUUAUGUUUGUGCUUAAAUGUGAUUUGUGUUCCAAUGUAUGAUAAUUGCCUUUAUGUUUGAUUUUGUUAGUGAUUGAUUGUUAAAUAAUUUAAGUUGUAUCAGACAGAACUUUUAAUUUUCAGAGACUUGUGUUCCUUUAUAAUAAAAAAAGUUAUGUUUGAAAACAAAA
This is a messenger RNA of Cervus elaphus (red deer), 1182 nucleotides long. RefSeq names its product transmembrane protein 70 (gene TMEM70). Lineage: Eukaryota; Metazoa; Chordata; Mammalia; Artiodactyla; Cervidae. The transcript has 3 exons. Bases 117 to 881 code for a protein of 254 amino acids. Gene Ontology annotation, cellular component: mitochondrial membrane. Gene Ontology annotation, biological process: mitochondrial proton-transporting ATP synthase complex assembly. The record is from RefSeq and is a predicted model, not a curated record.